AUGGCCCAGCCAGAUAAUGCCAACAACCCAGCAGCUGCUCAAACUGCAUUAGUUGGUGUUAAACUCCCGGACUUCUGGAAAACAGAUCCGGUCAUGUGGUUUGCCCAGGCGGAAUCGCAAUUCGCGCUGGCAAAAAUCACCACAGAUGAAACAAAAUUUCAUCACAUCGUUGCUAAGGUAGACCAAUCGGUAAUAUGCCACAUUGCCGAUUUGGUUACCACUCCGCCGGCCACGGACAAAUACGACGCCGUGAAGAAGCGACUGAUCGACCGUUUUGCCUUGUCUCCGGAAAAUCGCUUGGAACGUUUGCUCGGAAUGCAUGACUUAGGAGACCUGCGUCCUACCCACCUGCUCUCCAAAAUGCAGGAGUUGUCUACUGGUUUGGGAGUUGACAACAAUUUGCUGAAGAUGCUGUUCAUUCAGCGAUUGCCGGCAAACAUUCGCCCUAUCAUCUCUUGUCACGACGGAACGCUUGCUAAAAUAGCAGAAAUGGCCGAUAAAAUGGUGGACACAGUAAGCGUACAAGCCUCUGCGGUUGCUGCUAGCGGCAAAGAAUCGGUCAGCACGGCGGAAAACGAGCUUCGGUCAGAAAUCGACUUUCUCACGGCCGAAAUCCGGAAGCUGAAAUCAUUCGGACGCUCGCGAAGCCGAUCUGCUUCAAGGACACGGUUCUCGACGAAUAGGCAAUCCCAGGCGGGGGAGCUUUGCUGGUAUCACCGGAACUACGGAACAAACGCCCGCCAAUGUCGCCAGCCCUGUUCAUUCGCAUCAAAAAACUAG
This is a messenger RNA of Aedes albopictus (Asian tiger mosquito), 780 nucleotides long. RefSeq lists its product as uncharacterized. Bases 1 to 780 code for a protein of 259 amino acids. The transcript has a single exon. The record is from RefSeq and is a predicted model, not a curated record. NCBI's taxonomy places the organism in Eukaryota, Metazoa, Arthropoda, Insecta, Diptera, Culicidae.